UUUUUGUCAUACAAACUACUUUUUAACAGGUCUUAUGACACAUCUCUCAUUAGAUGAGAAAUAAAAUACUGAGUAUAAAGAAACAUCGUACGAAGUUCAGUAUUCAUUGUUUUCACCAAGCUUAAGGCAUUCUUUGAAACUGCAGUAUAAUAUGGAGUUAAAUUAUGUAAAUGGACUUUUGACUGAUGCAGGGCUUACUUACUCAAACAUAAAUGAACACAGAGUACAUGACCAAAUAGAAACCAGUAACGAACAAAUGGAAAAAUGUAUGCAGCAUACUAUACGAGCUCUGCAAAAAAACCAGGACAGUGAUAGAAAACUAUGGAAAACUAUGUUGACCUUCAUCAUCAUUCUUGGCUUCCUCCAUCUGUUAUCCAUUGCCAUCAUGCUUACUCUGAGUGUACACCAAAUUAAUCAUCUGAAAGAAGUAAGGCAGACACUCAACUCCCAGAAUACUAGUUUACAGAACUAUAUUGAAAGACAAACUACAUACAUCAAAGUAUUUGCUGAAUUUGGAGAAAUGUUUGUUUGCUGCCCAGAAGGCUGGAUUAUGUUUAUAUACAAGUGCUACUACGUUUCAAAGACCACUGAAACAUGGCAGAACAGCAGGAAUCUUUGCAAGGCUGCAGGUGCUGAUUUAGUCAUCAUAGAUUUUAAUGAGGAACAGGAUUUUCUCGAACAAUAUACAGUAAAUCAAUCCUCAUACUGGAUUGGCUUGACGGAUAUUGAAGUAGAAGGACAAUGGUGCUGGGUUGACAGGCCCUUUUCAAACUGCAGUUCAGUGAAAGGCAUAGACCACUGGGCAAAAGGUGAACCAAGCAAAGCAGGAGGUGAAAACUGUGCGGCUAUGAAAUACGCUUCUUGGUAUGAUCGCCAUUGUACUCAGAUGAAUUACAGGAUCUGUGAGAAAAAGGCCAGCCUUUGUUCUAUAAAGGGAUAGGUAACAAGAUUCAUCUGCAAGACCUUCAGAGUCUAAUAGAGAAAGCUAUGCAUAGCUUUCAAAAUGUCAGCAGACCUGUAUGAUUUAAUGUGUUUUUGACAAUUAUAAGUCAAAAUUACACGUCAAAGAUGUCGUAAAACUUUUCUUCUUAUUAUUAUCAUUGUCCUUUAGUCCACUUUUUUCAGUCAUCUUAAAGUAAUCAGACAAUAUUUACAUGGACCUUGAUUUCUUCAAAUUAAAACUAUUAGUACCACAUAAUAUUUUAAGCAUGAAAUGCAUGUUUAAUUGUAAUUCAUAAGACUGUUACACAUUAUGUCUGUCUCUCCUUUUAGACAGUCUUUGCUGGUACAGCUCCAAAUCCCAUGUGUAUUAAUCAACUUCCUUAAGCUGAAUGUAAACAGAUGUGCAGAUAAAACAGAAUAUUAUAAAAUAAUGAAGAAACUAUGUAUUUUAAGAAUAACUACAACAAAUAGUUGCUGAAAAUAAGACUACAAAAUUAGUUUUUAUUGAAGCCUAACAAUUUGCCCUUACAUUUAAGGGAAAAUACAGGUUAGGCAAACUAUUUUAGAAAGUUCUCAUUUAACUUGAUGCAGCUAUAUGCACUGAAAUAAAACUAUAGUUUGAAACUGUACUUUAUUACAUUUGUGCCAUUAAAUACAUUUUAGCACACGUA
Molecule: messenger RNA, 1613 nt
Organism: Protopterus annectens (West African lungfish)
Lineage: Eukaryota; Metazoa; Chordata; Ceratodontiformes; Protopteridae
Product: CD209 antigen-like protein C
Exons: 6
Coding region: 152-940 (262 amino acids)
Source: RefSeq, a predicted model, not a curated record